Daphnia pulicaria is the source of this 1793-nucleotide messenger RNA. RefSeq lists its product as uncharacterized. The transcript is spliced from 3 exons. NCBI's taxonomy places the organism in Eukaryota, Metazoa, Arthropoda, Branchiopoda, Diplostraca, Daphniidae. Bases 445 to 1485 code for a protein of 346 amino acids. The record is from RefSeq and is a predicted model, not a curated record.
GAUGGUGUUUUGCCCGUCUACCACACUGAGACAGAAGCUUUUCGAAUGUUUGUGAAAAUGUUGGCCCCCCGAUGUAAAAUGAGAGGUCGGCGAUUUUAUCGGAAACAGAUUGCAGCAACGUACAUAACAAAGAAGGCGGUUCUUAAAAAUGAAUUGAAGGAGGAUGCCAAAUGAAUCUGCACGACAGCCGAUGGGUGGACGUCUCGAAGAAGAGCCUUUAUUGGAAUCACUGUCCAUUGGCUAAAUCAGAAUCUGAAAAGACGUUCUGCAUGCCUAGCUGUCCGCCGAGUUGUUGGCACAUGUGAUUAUGACGUUAUUGCGAAGCUUCUUGAAUCGGUGUAUGAGGAGUUCGACAUCUUGGACAAAGUUAUUGCGACCAUCACUGACAACGGAAGCAACUUUGUCAAGGCCUUUCGUUUGUAUGGAUCGAAAUCCAAGCACCAGAUGAUUACCCCCACUGUAACUACAGUACCUGCACCAGCCAUGACUGUUCGGGCAAGCACAUCUAGUGUUAGUAAAUCUAAUCGACUGGUUCAAGAAGAUGCUGAUAUUUUGGAUGUGCUUGACGAGGAAAAUUCUGAAUUUGACGAAACAGACGACGAUUGCGAUGAUAUCGGUGGUGACCUUGUGAUUGACGACCGAGAGGCGGUCGAAAAUAAAGAAAAGGACCCUCAUGAUGAGGAAGAUGAACGCCACGAAUGGGAUAUAUUUGACCAAACUUUUCCUUUGAUGGACAUUUUAGAUGAACGUUUCACAUCUGAGAACGUCUACGUCUUGCCACCACAUCGACGCUGUGCAUGUCACACGUUGAACCUUAUCUGCAAAUGCGAUAUUUAUAAGAACAUGGAACCUUCUUUGAAGAAUCUUUUCGAAUCAACAGAUAAGAAAUUCAAGGCAAUAUGGGCCAAACAAAAUCGAAGCGCCAAAGUCUCUGAUAAUAUCCGCAAGCGCCUCGGCAAACUAUUUAUCAUAAAUAAUGAGACCAGGUGGAAUUCUUACUACAAUGCCAUGAAACGAGGCAAACAUUUCAUCAACAAGAAGCGUUCCGAGCUUAAAGCUCUUUUUGAAGUCUAUGGUAUUCAGUAUUUUCGUCCAGCUGAAGAAGAACUGGUGCGUGAAUACGUGAAGAUAAUGAAACCUAUGUCAGAAGCUCUGGAUGUCCUUCAAGCGGAUGUGAAGGUUUCGAUCGGAUAUCUCUUGCCAACGCUGACUAUCCUUAUUCAAAAACUGAAGAUGCUGCUUGACGAUAGGACGAUUAAGCAUUGCAAAUCCCUCAUCAGAGUAAUGCUUUCAUCAAUAAACACUCGCUUCCAAGACUGUUUUGAGAACCAGGAAUUAAUCUUAGCAGCCAUUUUGCAUCCUCACUUCAAAAACAAAUGGAUUUCGGAGGAAGAUAAGGAGGCGAAAACACAGCUACUAAUGAAUGCCUUUAAGUCACACAAACAAGAUCCAGUCCCAGUGAACGCAACAAUAGGAAAAGAGUAGCAACAGAAGAUGCCAGUGAAUCUCAAGACAGCGACUUCAGCCCAAGAAGGAAAAAAAAGAAAAAUGAUUUCUUUAAGGCAUUGUUUAAUCCAGUUGAUGCUGAUGUGGAUAAUGAAGUUGAUCUUUUUUUAUCGGAUACUUCAACAAAACUUUCAAGUCUGAAGAAAUAUCCGACUUUAAAACAGCUUUUUCUGAAAUACAACGCAGCACUUCCAUCCUCCGCAUCUGUGGAACGUUUGUUCAGCAUUGCUGGAAGGAUCUUUGUACCGCUGAGAAAUGGGUUGUCAGAUCAAAAUUUUGAAAAACUU